This is a messenger RNA of Myripristis murdjan (pinecone soldierfish), 1950 nucleotides long. RefSeq names its product deoxyguanosine kinase (gene dguok). The transcript is spliced from 7 exons. Bases 323 to 1297 code for a protein of 324 amino acids. Gene Ontology annotation, cellular component: cytoplasm; mitochondrion. Gene Ontology annotation, molecular function: deoxyguanosine kinase activity. NCBI's taxonomy places the organism in Eukaryota, Metazoa, Chordata, Actinopteri, Holocentriformes, Holocentridae. The record is from RefSeq and is a predicted model, not a curated record.
ACACCGGAAAAGGUUUUUUUACUUGUCGGUUUGAGUAUGUAAUUUUUACUUACAAAUAUUUUCGUUGCUCUUGUCUCUUAUGUGCGUAACGAGAGUAUAUGUACGCUAAUAGUAAACCUAAUAACGCAGAGGGACUUACUUUAUUGCGACGCUUGUGUUUUCCGCGUAUUAUCUAUAACUUGACAGCCUGGUAAAUAGUGUAACAUUGCAGCAUGGUGAUGUUAAGCUAGCGAAGUUAGCUUAACGUGGAGGUAAUGUGACGUUUCUUCUUUGGUUUAAUAAAAAUGUUAUUCCACACAAUAUUAGCCGUGGGUCUGCCGUAAUGUGCUCCUUGUAUCGAUUCCUGGCACUGAAUCGGGUUUCAUCAUUGAAAUCCCAGGCGGCUCCAAUGCGGCUCGUCAGAUUUGCGUUUGUGCGACAGAUGAGCCUCCUGUCCAUCGGAAAUCCAGCGAUUGUGUCAACUAAAUCAAGUAAUAUUGAUAUGGCCGGUAACUCAGCCAAACGCAGGCUUACUAGCUCACCAAGCAGUCUGUCAAGGAUAUCCUCCAGUGAAGAUGUGACAACUCGAGUGAAGAGGGUGUCCAUCGAGGGGAAUAUUGCUGUUGGAAAGUCGACCUUUGCCAGGCUGCUGCAGUCCGCCGAUGAGGCGUGGGAGGUCGUCCCUGAGCCUAUCAGCAAGUGGCAGAGCAUCCAGAGUGGGACCACCAAGGGGGAGAGUUCCCCUCAGCAGACAGUCAGCAACCUGCUGCACAUGAUGUACCAGGACCCCCAGCGCUGGUCGUACACCUUUCAGACGUACUCCUGCAUGAGCCGUCUGAGAACGCAGCUGCAGCCUCCUCCUGCUCGCCUGCUCAGAUCAGAGGGAACACCUGUACAGGUGUUUGAGCGCUCGGUCUACAGCGACAGAUACAUCUUUGCCCUGAACAUGUUUGAACUGAGCUGUAUCAGCCCAACAGAGUGGGCCGUCUAUCAGGACUGGCACUCCUUCCUAGUGGAGCAGUUUGGACACCAGGUGGAGCUGGAGGGCAUUAUCUAUCUCAGAGCCCCACCAUCGAAAUGUAUGGAGCGCCUGGGGAGUCGGGGGAGGGCAGAGGAGAAAGGAGUUCAGCUGGACUAUCUGGAUAAGCUGCACACUCAGCAUGAGAGGUGGCUCAUUGAGAAGACCACUGAGCUACAUUUUGAGAAGCUGAAACGCAUCCCCGUGCUGGAGCUGGAUGCUAGUGUCGAAUUUGAGAGUAAUCCAGAGGUUCGGGAACAAUUUAUAACAAAGGUGAAGAACUUCUUCAGUGGGUUAUGAGGAUUCAUCAAAAACCUGCCAACUUCCAUGGGUUCAAGAUAAAACCAUUUAGACCUCAAAUGUGUUAAUUGACAGGUAACAAAGUGUGAAUUUGCUCUGAUUGGAAGGGAGCAAUAAUUUACAUAAGAAAAAGUUAAUAAUUUCAGUGUAUCACAGUCCCUGUAUUGUACGAUACUUUUUUGACACUCACACACACAUAAACACACACACACACACACACACAGGACCUCAGUCUUUAAGGCUCAGAAUUCUCAUAUCUGUUCUACCACCAGACUGUUACAUGUUUUUUUGUUUGUUUGUUUGUUUGCUUGUUUGUUUUUUUGAGUUACUAUGGGUAUUUAACUGCCUCACUGUAAAGUUUAUUUUAAACUAGUAGAACUUUUUUCUUUGUUUAUUUUUUCAUAUUGUAAUCCACAGAUAAGUAGCUGAAACACAGCUAGGUAACAUGAGCAUUUUAUAAAAUAUUCCAAAUCUUUACUAUUAUCACCCUAAGUAUUUAGAAAUGUACUUUGCUAGAGCUUAGCCAGUUGAAUGGAGGGUAUGUACUACUGCUUUAAACAUUGUGUCUAUCUAGACCAACUGAAAUAAGUGAAUGUACAAAUGCUAUAGUUGUCCACAUUAGUUAAUAAAAAUGUAUUUAUUUUUCCAUUUUU